This is a messenger RNA of Phascolarctos cinereus (koala), 5344 nucleotides long. RefSeq names its product solute carrier family 26 member 9 (gene SLC26A9). The record is from RefSeq and is a predicted model, not a curated record. Gene Ontology annotation, cellular component: membrane. NCBI's taxonomy places the organism in Eukaryota, Metazoa, Chordata, Mammalia, Diprotodontia, Phascolarctidae. Gene Ontology annotation, biological process: transmembrane transport.
ACCUCUCUGCUGCCUGGAGCCCUGCCCCACUCUGCUCCCUCACUGGGCUUGUAGAGGUCCCAGACAUGAACCAGCCCAGGCCUCGAUACGUGAUAGACCGAGUUGCAUACUCCCUACCCCUUUUCGAUGAGGAAUUUGAGAAGAAGAACAGAACUUACCCAGUGGGCAAAAAGCUUCAUGAUGCUUUCAGAUGUUCCUCUACCAAGAUCAAAACUGUGGUAUUUGGGCUUCUCCCUAUCCUAUCCUGGCUCCCCAAAUACAAGAUCAAGAGCUACAUUGUGCCUGAUCUGCUUGGUGGAUUGAGUGGGGGGUCCAUCCAGGUCCCACAAGGCAUGGCUUUUGCACUGUUGGCCAACCUUCCUGCAGUCAAUGGCCUCUACUCAUCCUUCUUCCCUCUCCUGACCUACUUCUUCUUGGGAGGCAUACAUCAGAUGGUGCCAGGUACCUUUGCUGUCAUCAGCAUCCUGGUGGGUAACGUCUGUCUGCAGCUGGCUCCAGAGUCCAAAUUCCAAGUCUUUAACAAUGUCACCAACACAAGCUAUGUGGACACAGCAGCCAUGGAAGAGGAGAGACUCCAUGUGUCAGCAACAUUGGCUUGUCUAACAGCCAUCAUCCAGAUGAGCCUUGGCUUCGUGCAGUUUGGCUUUGUGGCCAUCUACCUGUCUGAGUCCUUCAUCAGAGGCUUUAUGACCGCUGCUGGGCUGCAAAUCCUCAUCUCUGUGCUCAAGUAUAUCUUCGGGCUGACCAUCCCCUCCUACACUGGCCCUGGGGCCACUGUCUUGACCUUCAUCGACAUCUGCAAAAACCUGCCCCAUACAAACAUUGCUUCGCUUAUCUUUGCCCUGAUCAGUGCUGUCUUUCUGGUGCUGGUGAAAGAGCUCAAUAUCCGCUACAUGCACAAGAUCCGUUUCCCCAUCCCCACAGAGCUGAUUGUGGUGGUGGUGGCAACGGCUAUCUCUGGGGGUUAUAAGAUGCCCAAGAAGUACCAUAUGCAGAUUGUGGGAGAGAUCCAGCAGGGAUUCCCCACCCCAGUGUCUCCCGUGGUCUCCCAGUGGAAAGACAUGAUUGGAACAGCCUUCUCCCUGGCCAUCGUGGGUUACGUCAUCAACCUGGCCGUUGGCAGGACCCUGGCAACCAAACAUGGCUAUAACGUGGAUUCUAACCAGGAAAUGAUUGCUCUGGGCUGCAGCAACUUUUUUGGCUCUUUCUUUAAAAUUCAUGUCAUUUGCUGUGCUCUCUCAGUCACCCUGGCUGUGGAUGGAGCAGGGGGCAAAUCCCAGAUAUCAAGUCUGUGUGUGUCCCUGGUAGUGAUGAUCACAAUGCUGGCAUUGGGGGUCUAUCUAUACCCCUUACCCAAGUCUGUACUGGGGGCCCUAAUUGCUGUCAACCUCAAGAGCUCUCUUAAGCAGCUCGCUGACCCCUAUUACUUGUGGAAGAAAAACAAAUUGGAUUGCUGUAUCUGGGUUGUGAGUUUUCUCUCCUCCUUUUUCCUUGGACUGCCCUAUGGUGUAGCAGUGGGUGUCUCCUUCUCCAUCCUAGUGGUUAUUUUCCAGACCCAAUUUCGUAACGGCUCUGCCCUGGCCCAGGUCAUGGACACAGAUAUCUAUGUGAACCCUAAGACCUACAAUAGAGUCCAGGAAGUAGAGGGAAUUAAAAUCCUGACUUACUGCUCCCCACUCUACUUUGCCAACUCAGAAAUCUUCAGACAGAAGGUCAUUUCCAAGAUAGGUGUGGAUCCCCAGAAAGUGUUCCUGGCCAAGCAGAAGUACCUAAAGAACCAGGAGAAGAGGCGCAAGAUGCCCACAAAACAGAGGAAAUCCCUAUUCUUGAAAACCCAGACUGUCUCCCUGCAGGAACUCCAGCAAGACUUUGAAGUUGUUUCCCCCACGGAUACCAACAACAAUCAGACAGCUGCCAAUGGAACUGGGAUCUCCUACAUCACCUUCAGCCCAGAGACCCCCACACCCUCCAAAGAUGAGCCAGCAGCCCACUUUCCACCGUCCAGUGACCCUGAGGACACCCUGGCCAGUGCCCCACCCUUCAUCUCUUUCCACACCAUCAUCCUGGACAUGAGUGGGGUCGGCUUCGUUGACCUUAUGGGCAUCAAAGCACUGUCAAGGCUCUCCUCCACCUAUGGGAAGAUUGGUGUGAAGGUCUUCUUGGUGAAUAUUCAAGCUCAAGUGUACAAUGACAUUAAUGAUGGAGGUGUCUUUGAGGAUGGGACCCUAGAACGAUGUCACAUCUUUCCCAGCAUCCACGACGCGGUCCUUUUUGCCCAAGCCAACAGAAGAGUGGUGGUCACAGGACAAGAUUUGCGAGCGGCUCCAGUGAACACUGGUCUUUCGAUGUAUGAUUCAGACGAUGGUGGAUCUAGCUACCGUGAUCUGGAACCGGAGAUAUUUGGGAGCAUGUUCCACUCUGAGACACUAACAGCUCUGUGAGUCUUCAUUGGGAGCCCUCACCAUCUCCAACAUCUCCCAUUCCCCAGAACCUUCCACGAAGGAGCAUCUAACCUCUGAGCCUAGGAUUGUGUCAGAGACUGACUUCCAGAGGCAUGGCUGGGUGCAGGAAAGCACAUACACCAAGCUUCCUGUCUUCACCUUCUCCAUCCUCUUCCUCUUUCUUCUGCUUGGACCCUCCAGAAGGACCCAACCAUUGCAGCGCAGAGCUCUCAGGCCUGGCAGGAGCAAAGACUUGGGGAGUCAACCUUCUCAGCUGCGGCUUAGCUCCUCAGAGUUCUGAUUGAUACUAAAAAGACAUCUCCUCCCCUAGGCAGUUGGAAGGGCCCCUCAACUUCCUAGACUUUAGGAUAAGCCAAGACAGAGGGAAAAAUGUAAAACUCUGACUUAAAACCAGAGGUUGGGUUGAUACCACACUUCGAUGCCAGUAGCUUGCAGGCUGCCCAAAAGCACUGGGACUCAGCCCAUGGAAGAGGGAGAUUUUUUACGCUGAGUUCGACUGAUACUUUGUGGCUUCACCUCCUUCUGGGACCAACUGCCCUGAUUCUGUGCACUGACAAUUUCUGUGCCACCAGUCCCUCCUCUGGGGCCACUUUUAUUGUCUUUCUUGAAUUCAAGUCCAUUUUCAGGGACUGCAUUCAUUUCCUCCAUUGCCUUGCAUUCGCCAAGGUCACCUGCCCAUGGGGAAUGACCAGAGGUUAAAAACAGUUUCUCGUCCACCCUAUACAUGCCCACUGGCCCUCUAAAGAGCAGAGUGUCCUUGUUGAGUGGAUGCUGGGUGCCAAGAAUGUGGGGUCCUGAGUAGCAAAAACUCCAACAACAAAUACACGCAAAGUAAGAGAUCUGAAUCUGUGCAUGAGACUGAGGGAGGCUGGUACCAACCUAUCACGACCUGGUAUCAGGCUGGAUUCCAGCAAUGGCACCUGAAGGUCCUUCAGAUCCCACAGACAAGGUGUUUUUUCUGUGUAAAAGAGCUGCAGUCUCCCUGAGACAACAGGGAGGGGCUUAUCAUUUUAACCCUUCUCAUGUUUUCCACAAUGAUCAACCCCAGCAAAGCCAGAGCCUACUCCCCUCUAGGAAGCCAGCCAAGUGGCUCACCUAGGGGCCUGGAGCCAAGAGGCCACAUUCAUCCCUCCUUUGGGGAGAGAAUGCCCUCCAAGAACAGGGCUUGCUGUGUGGCCCUGGACAAGGCACUUACCUCUCAGGACCUCAGGAAACAACCAAGAUCAUAAAUUAGAGAGUAGGGACUGAUCUUCAUGGCUAGAAGGAAUUUCCCAUGCCAAUGAAACAAAUUCUUCCUCCCCUUCCUCUCUCCCCCCUCCCCACAUUGAACUGUAAACAUGCAAGCACUAUCACAACCCUGUGUAGGACUUGGGAUAGGGCUGAGUCUGGUGAUGCGAGCCUCCUGGAGAGGCUGAGGCUGGGGGAUCACUUGAACUUGGGAGUUCUGAGCAAUAGCAGGCCAAGCAGAUCCGUGUCAACACUGCCAUGCACCAAUAGGAUGAGCACCUGGAAGCAGGAACCUAAGGAUGAGCGAACUGACCGAGGUUAGAAACACAGCACAUCAAAACUUCCAUGUAAGAUUAGUAGUGGGAUCAAUGAUCGGGCCUGUGUGGUCACUGAACUUCUAGCCUGGGUAGGAUAGCUAUAUCCAGAGUCUGAAAAAAAAAAAAGGACUAGAGAUAGGGACACAGCCAUACUAGAACAUCUGGGGUCGUUGCCUCAUUUGGAGACAAACACUUUUCUAGCCAGAAGCCUCCUGUCCCUCAUUGUGCCCCACUGACACAGCAUUCCUGAGCAGAGGAUAUUGUCAACAAGAGGGCAUAUACCACUGUCUCAGAAAUGACAAGGUCACCAUUGCUAUUAUCCACUUUCAUAAAGUUUCCACUGAUGCCAUUCAAUCAAUGCCACACAGAAGUCCCUCUGACUCUUCCUCUUGCCCCUCACUAUUCCACCCCACCCCUCAAAUUUCUCUCCAUAGCCAUUUUGUUUCAGUGAGCCCUGCUUCAAAAGGUUGGGCUGGCCCAGCCUGGAAAAAAAAAAAAACAAACCCAGUUGACCGAAGCCUUCCCUCACCACCAACCUCAAUCACAUGCGUCUCUACCACUGAUUCACUAAAGUGGGAGUGUAUGUGUCCGUCUGUGUCUAAUGAGCCAAUGAGCUAGAAAAUCUACUGUUAGGGAAAAGAAUGUUAGAAUAUACCCAGUACAACCUUGGGUCAGAGAGACUUGGUAGGAAUCAGCUAUACCAUUAUGCUGUCCAAGAAAUUAAAACUCAGAAGGCUUUUAGUCUGAGGAUUCAUCAUACCUCGUCCCACCUCCCUGAAAGAUAGAUUAAAGUAAGUUUAGGAUGAGUCUCUUCAUUCCUAAUCCAGAGACCUCCUAGAGACCCAGAAAAUUUAUACAGGAAUGAAGGUCCAGAACCACCACAAAGUAAAUGGAAACUUCAAGAACCAAAAUGAUGAUUGAUCCAGAAUAAUCCAGGGAUAAACAAGGAAGGAACAGGCCUUCCAGACUUCUGGAGAGGGCUAAGUCAUCUGCACCCUCAGAUGUUAUGUUAUAGUGCUCAGCCAAGCCUCUCCAGCCACCUACCACCUUCAGUCAAUGGUAAAUGAAGCCAAGGAAAAGCCUGCCUGCUCCUGAGAAGAGAAUUACACAGACAAUUGUGAAGAUGCCCUGAGUUGGAACAUUAAAGGCAAGAAUGGAACAAGUUGCCACUGACAACCUUUCUGGGAAUGAUUUAGAAAGAGAGAAAAGGGAAAGAAAGAGAAAUAAUCCAGAAUUUCAAUGCUUUUGAAUGUUUCUAUUGAUACUGACCUGUGAGAUGCUGCCCCUUCCCCUCCCCGGGCCAGGAGUCUUGAGAUCAUAGAUGCUUGUAUAAUUUAU